AGCCAAGAAGGGGUGAAAGAGGAGGAAGGAAAUCGGUAGAGAGCGAUCUUGAAGCAGAAAGUGGGGGAGGGAAUGGAGAAGGAUAGCGUGGAAAAGAGCAAGAGGAAAAGAGAGGAAGAGCCGAGGAGAAACUGAUCGAGAGUUAAGCUAUCUGGUAAAACAAACGGACGAGGCUGGACAGUGGGUUUUCUACUAAAAGACGGGAUGAAGUGGCAAACGGUUUGCGUUGUUCAUACAACUAGUGACGCGCGCACGGGCUAUUCACGUAUCUCUGAUCGGCCGAGGACUUAAUACAAUUGUCGACUUUCGGUUGUAUGUUCGCGUCGCGUCCGUUUUUCGUUGCCCCGGGUCGGCUCACCUGGCCUCGCUACGCCACGAGUCGCAUCGCUUCGUAUCGCUCCCAUCGGUUCGGUUUGACCACCGCGCCGCGCCGCGCCGCGUCGCGACGUCGCGUCUUCGUUUUCUCUCCCUUUUGCUUUUCUUUAACAUAUUUUUGAUCGAUCUACCGAACGGUGAAUUGAUUUGGUUAUUCAUUGCACGUCACGAUCAGCGCUGCUGUCUACCGCACGCUCGCACGCACACGCAUACACACACAUACACGCAGUCCUCCGCAGCACGAGGAUCAUGGACGAGGAAAGGAUCAAGCUUUAUCUUCCGCGUGAACGGAAACAAGGAGAGAGGAAAACAUUACGGGCCAGAGGAUCGUAAGAAUAGUUUAGUUUCGAUUAUCUAAUUGGUAAUAGUAGUGUGCAAAUAGUAGUGACGAAAGCAGAUGGACGAUAACGGUAUAGAAUAUCAUGAAAACGAAGAGAAACCAGAAUGUAUUACGAGUCCCGCGUUCCAUAACUUGACAGAAACCAUUUCCACGGAAUUGAUCGCAUUCGAAGACAAGGCUGUAUACGGAUAUGGGACGAGCAUUCCACCGAAUAACAACGAGAUGGAUGAGAACGAGGAGACCUCGUCGAGGAAGGUGAUCUUUUGCGUGCACGGCAAGCUUUCUGGUUGUUGUACGGUUGUGAAGGGCGGUGCUACAUCGGUCGAUGAAAUUAGCGAAACAGCGGCGACUGCAGUUAAUGUCACCGCUACCGGCAUCAACGGAUCCGAUUUCCAACAAACUCCUUCCGCUGUACCAGAAGACCAUUGUCACAGAGAAAGGGACGAAGAGAUCGAUAAAAAGGCGAGAAAGAAAUUACUGCUUGCUAGUACGCUGUGCGUAAUUUUUAUGAUAGCAGAAAUCGUAGGUGGAGUAUUAUCGAACAGUUUGGCGAUCGCAACAGAUGCUGCGCACCUGUUAACCGAUUUUGCAUCGUUUAUGAUCUCCUUAUUCUCGAUAUGGGUAGCUAGUAGACCAGCCACGAAAAAAAUGCCUUUUGGAUGGUAUCGAGCGGAAGUGAUAGGAGCCUUGACGUCGGUUUUACUAAUAUGGGUAGUUACUGGAAUUCUUUUUUAUCUGGCAGUCGAGAGAAUAAUUCACAAAAGUUUCCAACUAGAUACCACCGUCAUGUUGAUUACCUCUGGCGUUGGCGUUGCGGUAAAUCUAGUAAUGGGUUUAUCGCUGCAUGAGCACGGCCAUAGUCAUGGACAUGGUUCAGACAAACCGAAUCGAAAUAUAGACAGCGGGAGACUCGAUGAGGAAAAUCCGUUACACAAGAGGAAAAAUAUCAACGUUCGCGCUGCUUUUAUUCACGUUUUAGGAGACUUCAUACAAAGCAUAGGGGUUUUCGUUGCAGCAUUGGUUAUUUAUUUCAAGCCAAGCUGGAGCAUAGUCGAUCCAAUUUGCACUUUCCUCUUUUCACUGUUGGUGAUAUUAACCACGGUUGCAAUAAUCAAAGACGUGAUGAACGUUUUAAUGGAAGGAAUCCCAAAAGGAUUUGAAUAUUCCCAAGUGGAGAGUACAUUUAUGCAAAUCGAAGGUGUGAUGAAGGUGCAUAAUCUUCGUAUCUGGGCGCUUUCACUGGAUAAAACCGCGUUAUCCGCGCAUCUUGCAAUAAAACCAGGUGCGAGUCCUCACAAUAUACUGCGUACUGCUACUAGAAAUAUUCACGAUAAGUACAAAUUUUUCGAAAUGACGCUUCAAAUAGAGGAAUUCGAUGAACGAAUGGAAAAUUGUAAACAAUGCAAGGCGUUAUCGCAAUAGUUGUAAAUUUUUUGAGUUAUACUUUUGAGCUACCCUUCAGUCUUUAUACACAUGAAGUUGGAUCAUAAGAGAUUCGCACGAUUUGUAAAUAGCUCAAUUUAUGAAAAACGGAAGCAACCUGUUGUUUCAAGUAUACAUCUUACUGCGAUUAAAAAAUCUAUAGGGAAGAUAUUUCAACCUCGCAAAGGAUGUCAAUUACUUAUAAAUAUUGCGAUCGAUACAACGAUUUUUUCACCUAUUA
Molecule: messenger RNA, 2378 nt
Organism: Bombus impatiens (common eastern bumble bee)
Lineage: Eukaryota; Metazoa; Arthropoda; Insecta; Hymenoptera; Apidae
Product: zinc transporter 2
Exons: 9
Coding region: 773-2137 (454 amino acids)
Biological process (GO): zinc ion transmembrane transport; response to zinc ion
Cellular component (GO): plasma membrane
Molecular function (GO): zinc ion transmembrane transporter activity
Source: RefSeq, a predicted model, not a curated record